UAUUCCCCCACCCAUGCCUUAUCAGAAAAACCCUAAACCCAUUCACACUCUCUCUCUCCACAGUCCACACCGAUCUUCUCCAAAUUCUCCGACGGGCGACGCUAUCACUUUCUCUUUCCUAUAUCAAUUGAUAUAAGAUUAGCGAGGAUGACGCUAGGGUUGUUAUCGGCGAUUGGAAGAUCUUUCCGACGGAAGAGAGCGUCCUCACUUGAUAUUCUCUCCCCCAAGCGAGCUCCAAGAGACUUUUACAAGGGCAAAAACUGCAAAUCUACUGGUUUCCACACCAAAAAAGGAGGAUAUGUUGUGCAGCCAGAUAAAUUGCCAAACUACGUGAUCCCUGAUCUGACCGGCUUUAAGCUGAAACCAUAUGUAUCUCAGUGUCCUGUAGAGGUCAACAAAACAACUGGGUCAACUGAAGCUUCCAAGUGAAGAAGUCAGAAGAAAUAUGUUCCGAGUCUUCAUAAGUUUAAUAAGCAAUGUGUUCUGAGAAAUUCGUAUUCUCUAGUCUUUAAUCCUUUUUUUUUCAAGGACUUCAUGCAAGUUGUCACAACUUUUAGGUUAUGAUACAUAUAAGGAUUGCUUUAGAGCCA
Molecule: messenger RNA, 590 nt
Organism: Brassica napus (rape)
Lineage: Eukaryota; Viridiplantae; Streptophyta; Magnoliopsida; Brassicales; Brassicaceae
Product: 39S ribosomal protein L41-A, mitochondrial
Exons: 4
Coding region: 148-429 (93 amino acids)
Biological process (GO): translation
Cellular component (GO): mitochondrial large ribosomal subunit
Molecular function (GO): structural constituent of ribosome
Source: RefSeq, a predicted model, not a curated record